CUCACGCGCACACACAGAGGCUGACGUCACGUGGCACCAACAGGAAGUGCGGCGUCUCCCGCGCACAGCGUCUCUGCGCGGGAAGCUUCCGGCUCGUGGACUCGUGGAUUUGUGUCUCCGUGGGAAACUUGGACAAAAUGUCUCAGGACGCCUGGUUACAGAAUUACGACGCCACGUGUCGCCUGGCACAGGAAAUAGCAGAAAACAUUCAUGAACGGAGCAGACAGCAGAGAACAGGGGGGAACCCUGCAAAGAUCAACAUGACGUUACGGGCGUCGCUGCAGAAGCUCAAACAGAAUAUCUCGCAGCUGAAAGACGGCCUGUUACGAGCGUCAUCGACCCGCCGCAUAAUGCAGUCAGAGGCCGACCGGAGGCAGAACCUCAUCGACGACCUGCUGACCCGAGAGAAACAGCUCAACGCCACCUUCAAGGGCGACAGCACCGAGCCUGGACCCUCCAGGUCGACGCUGAUGGCCGACGGAGGCGGAGCGAGUCGAGGCGUUGCGGCCAAUCCGUGGCUGGUCAACGAGACGGACGAGACCAGAGGGCUGGACUUUGGAGAGAUCAAACAGCAGCAACAACGAAUCAUUGAAGCCCAGGAUGCAGGCUUGGAUGCACUCGCAGCUGUCAUCAGUCGACAGAAAAUAAUGGGCCAAGAGAUCGGCAACGAGCUGGACGAACAGAACGAAAUCAUCGACGACCUCGCACACCUCGUGGACAAAACAGACGACCGGAUCCGUAACGAGACCCGAAGGGUGAAGCUGGUGGAGACGAAGUCGGCAUCCUGUGGGAUGCUGGUGGUCAUCGCCCUCCUCAUAGCCAUCGUGGUGAUCGCCGUGUGGCCCGUGUAGAGGACGAGGACGAGGACGAGCUGAGCUGGACACGCUGACUUCAAACAUCUCGUCCGUCUUCAGAUUCUCUUCUCACACUGACACAAACGUCCUUUAGCUGCUCAGUUAAGAAGUUUUGAACUCUGCAGAAGACUUUUUAAAAACUGAACAUGUUACCUGUCACCUGUCUGUCUGUCUG
Messenger RNA from Larimichthys crocea (large yellow croaker), 1029 nucleotides. RefSeq names its product syntaxin 8 (gene stx8). NCBI's taxonomy places the organism in Eukaryota, Metazoa, Chordata, Actinopteri, Sciaenidae. Gene Ontology annotation, cellular component: endomembrane system; SNARE complex. Gene Ontology annotation, biological process: intracellular protein transport; vesicle fusion. The record is from RefSeq and is a predicted model, not a curated record. Gene Ontology annotation, molecular function: SNARE binding; SNAP receptor activity.